This is a messenger RNA of Cylindrotheca closterium, 315 nucleotides long. NCBI's taxonomy places the organism in Eukaryota, Bacillariophyta, Bacillariophyceae, Bacillariales, Bacillariaceae. The record is from the annotation of a GenBank genome assembly.
AUGAAGUACAAAGACGAAGUUCUUGGAAAGAGAAUCGAAGUAGAGUUCAAGGUGGGAACCGUCACUCAAUUUUUUCCAGGUACAAUUCAAAAGCUGAAAAUGGAACUUUCGGAUGGCAUCAUCUCUUGUCAUCAUUUCAUCGCCUUUGAUGAUGAAGAUGAGUACUGGUUUGAUCUCGAAAAGAAGGAGACGGCAAAUCAACUCCGGUGGCCAGAAAAAGAAAACAUCCCGCAGCCGGAUGCCAAGAAAUUGAAAACCGACGAUGCGUCAUCGUCGAUUCCGCAGUUCCCCAUCAUUGUAUUGCAAGAAGGAUAG